UUUUCGUACAAGACCUCCUGGCGUUACUAAAGCGUCCAUAUACAACGUCUCUCAUGCGCCCAUAUAUAUCUACAUAAGGAAGACUACAUACGAGGGGUUGAUGCGAAGCAACCUAGGUCUCGGGUAUUCGCGAGACAUAGGUGCGAGCCAGUUUUUCCGCGACAUGUGACCCUGGCACGCGUGUUCUGUUCAUUUACUAUUUCUCUCCUCUCCUCUCUUCUCGUUCUCUUCAUCCUACGAGGCUUCUCGUCGCCUCGACAUCACCAUUCACGCCCGCGACGCUCGUCGAUGCAGCGAUGCAUCUUUGCGUUCUCAUAUUUCAAAGACUCCAAUACUAACGUGAAUGAACCUCGAAUUUUUAAAAUCAUUGUGAAAUAUACAAUACACAAAAUCGUAUUCUAGAAUCAAUAAUAGAUCGGUCUGUAAAAACAAAGCCGUGUCACAUUUGUGCAAGUGGUCCACGUGUCUGGUGUCCUGACAGGGGUGAAAAGUUUGUGUUACUUUUAAGGACAAGAGGAAACCGGCCUGUUUGACAUAUUUAAGAUGAUGCUUCACGAGAACGGGAAGAACAAGGACGUCGAGGCUGUGGAUGUCGAGUUGAAACCAGUCAGACGCACCAGGUUCCAUGUGAAUCGGGUAGACAGUCUCGAAGGUCGAGCGAGCCUCCUCGGGGAACAAGAGACUCGGAAAUCCCUCAGGAACAUGACGAGGGAAGCUUUACCAAGACUUGAUAACUACAGGAACGUUUUGAGCAUUCAAGCUGCUCAUCGGCCCACUCUCGAUGAACUUCACGAGUCUACGCUUCUUAACAAGGGUUCAGGCUCUCACAGCCUCCCUCAGAGUAUCUCGAAGCAACCUACCACUGGGAUAAAAUUUGGAUGGAUUCAGGGUGUCCUUAUGAGAUGCCUACUCAAUAUCUGGGGCGUGAUGCUAUUCCUGAGACUCUCCUGGGUCGUAGCUCAAGCUGGCGUAGGAAUUAUCUCAGGAGAAGCCGUACUCUUGAUACUGACGACAACGGUUGUCACGACGAUAACGUCCUUGUCGAUGUCGGCUAUCAGUACAAACGGACUUAUAAAAGGAGGUGGUACCUACUACAUGAUCUCCAGAUCACUUGGACCAGAGUUUGGUGGAUCUAUUGGAUUGAUCUUCUCACUUGCAAAUGCCGUUGCUUGCGCUAUGUACGUUGUGGGAUUCUGCGAGAGUAUGGUUGACUGCCUGCAUUCAAAUGGGUUAUGUAUUACAAAUUGUGGCAAUACGGAUAUCCGGAUAAUAGGAUGCGUGACCAUCGUUUUACUCCUGAUGAUUGUCAUGGUGGGCAUGGAAUGGGAAGCUAAGGCUCAAUUUGGGCUCCUGGUGAUCCUCUUGGUAGCAAUUGGAGAUUUUAUCGUGGGGAGCUUCCUGGGACCUAAGAACGACGAGGAGAGAGCCAAGGGUUUCAUUGGCUACAAUGCUGCACUCUUUCGGGAAAAUUUUUAUCCGGAUUACAGGCUUAAGGAGGGUGUUGAACAUAAUUUCUUUUCCGUCCUGGCCAUCUUCUUCCCAGCCGCUACUGGUAUCCUGGCUGGUGCUAAUAUAUCUGGAGAUUUAAAGGAUCCCCAAACAGCCAUACCCAAGGGGACACUUUUGGCUAUACUGGUUACUACUUUGACUUAUAUCCUGAUGGCGUUCAUGGUGGGCGCCAGCGUCCUUCGCGACGCUUCUGGGAAUCUUCAGGAUUUACAAAAUCUAUUUAACGACUCACGAAUCUUCCAGUCUGUCGCUGAUAUCCGUAAUUAUACCAUACUCCAGGAAAAUGAUACUCAUGUUUCCUGGAACCAUACUGAACGAGCUUGGAGUAUAUAUGGUACCGAUUUUAACUGCUCGAGAAACUGCACCCACGGUAGCCACAACAAUUUCCAGGUUAUCGAACUCGUGUCUGCCUUUGGGCCAUUGAUCUAUGCUGGAUGCUUUGCUGCCACCCUGUCCAGUGCAUUGGCCUCUCUAGUUUCAGCCCCUAAAGUCUUCCAGGCUCUUUGUCUGGAUGAACUUUAUCCUGGGAUUAGGUGGUUCAGUGGAGAGAGGGGAAAGGAACCAAUCAGAGGAUACCUUCUGACCUUUGUCAUCGUCGUUGGUUUCAUCCUAAUGGCCAAGCUAAACGCCAUAGCACCACUAAUUUCCAAUUUUUUCUUGGCUGCCUAUACUCUGGUGAAUUUUAGUACAUUUCACGCAUCGUUAGUGAAGCCUAUCGGAUGGCGACCUACCUUCAAAUACUAUAACAUGUGGCUCAGUCUUGCCGGUGCCAUUCUCUGUGUGGCUGUCAUGUUUCUGAUCUCCUGGUGGACUGCGCUGAUCACACUCUCUACUGUACUCGCACUGUACCUCGUAGUCUCCUACAGAAAACCCGAUGUCAACUGGGGUUCUACUACGCAAGCUCAGACUUAUAACAAUGCCUUGACAGCUGUUCAACAGCUCGAUAAGGUUGAGGAACACGUGAAAAACUACAGACCUCAACUCCUGGUAUUGAGCGGUUCACCAAGUGCCAGAUCAUCCCUGAUCGAUUUCGCUCAUCACAUCACAAAGAAUCAAAGUCUUCUUAUUUGUGGUCACAUUGUUGAGACACCAUUGUCUAAUAAGAGCCGCUCCAGCAUGAUCGUCAAAUCUACAGCAUGGUUCCGCACGAACAAGAUCAAGGCUUUCUACUCGGUUAUCGACGGAACCAGUUUCCAAAACGGUGCAACGUCCUUACUUCAGACUUCCGGUUUUGGUAAAUUAAGGCCCAACAUUCUGCUCAUGGGCUACAAGCAAGACUGGGUGUCCUGUCCCUUAGAGAAAUUAAAUAUGUACUUUAAUGUGAUGCACAAGGCUCUGGAUAUGCACAUAGCAGUUGCUCUAUUGCGUGUCAGUGAAGGACUGGAUUACGGUGUUGCGAUGGGGGAAGCUGAAGAUCAACGUAAAAUAUCUGCAUCGGCCCUUCCGGCGAAUCAAAGCUUUUCGCAGCUUAGUCAAGCGAGCAGCGCCUCUGACAUCUCAAUGCCUGGCAGCCCAGAGCCCCGACGCUGGAGGGAAGUGAAUGACUGUCCUAAUCCACCUACGGAAGAACGUCGUGAGCAUAAGCAAAAUAUUGUAGCCAUUUCUAAAGACAUCCUGAACGCUAUGACAAAAUUUCAAAAGAAUCAGAAAAAGGGCACGAUAGACGUCUGGUGGUUGUACGACGACGGUGGUCUCACAUUGCUAUUACCGUAUAUCAUCAGCACGAGACGUAAUUGGUCCAGUAGUCGAUUACGAGUCUUUGCACUAGCCAAUAGGAAUUCAGAGCUCGAAUACGAACAACGAAGUAUGGCAAGUCUUCUGUCCAAAUUUCGAAUUGAUUACUCCGCCCUGAAGGUCAUCCCAGACGUAUCAAAACCCGCCCAGUCUACGACAAAGAGCUUCUUCGACUUGCUCAUAGCAGAUUUUCAGCAGCCACUAGAUCCGAACAAUCCUGAGGAUGUUCCUGUCAAAGAGUCAGAACUGAUUGCCAUGAAGGAAAAGACAAACAGACAUCUUCGACUGCGGGAGCUUCUCCUAGAAAAUUCAACGGAUGCGAAUCUCAUUGUCAUGACGUUGCCGAUGCCUAGGAAGGGUGCUGUCUCGGCGCCGCUUUACAUGGCAUGGCUAGAAGUUCUAACAAGGGACAUGCCACCGUUUCUCCUCGUGAGAGGCAAUCACACGUCCGUUCUGACGUUUUACUCUUAAAGUUCAUUUACUCUCUUAAAGAAUAGGAAGUUUCAAGUAAUCUAUUAAAAAUAUAACUUUUUUCUCUCGCCAACUACUCUCUGCUAUCCGUCAUCGUUUAAGAGAUGUGAAAUUAAGUGUAAUUCAUUCGUGAUUAUCGAUGACCCAAGUACCGCUGGGCUAGGUAGUACCAGGAUUUGCCAACCGAGUGACCCAGAUCUUCGACAAGUACCGCUACCCGGGCCAUUUCGAAUCUUAUUUCUAUGCACUACGUAGCACUGUCAGAGACCAUAUAUAAUAAUCGUGAUACAAUCUAAUCUUACAAACACGCCUAAUUCAAAUCGUAUUUAAUUUUGUAAUGUAUAGAAGAGUAUGCUCUAUUCAUCACUUCCAUUAUUUACUUAAGACAAUUAUUAUAUACAGUCGGUACAUGAGUUCAAUGUAUUUCUUUUGACAGUUCCCAAACAAUGCAUACCUUAGCAAAUCGUACAAUGCAGACCAUAAGAUCACGCAAUGCAACUGGCUAAAGUUUGGAUUGUUUAUGAACUGUCAUCAAAACACAUUGAAUUCGUGGACGGUCUAUAAGUCUCUGUAGUUUAUACUUAUGUAUGUCUUGGGUCCCUUUGAAGCAAUACCUGUCGUUCCGUACCUUUCCCUUAAUUCUUCUACGACCAAGAAUGACUGAAAACAACCGAGAGUCUAGGGAUGGAAAAAUUAUUAUGGUGGCCAGAUUAACACGCCCCUCUGGUAUCAGUUGCAGCAUCCACAUGAGUAAACAUAUUUAUAUUCCUGCGUCUGGCGUUGCGACGCUUCACGAUGACGCUUGGCGUCGUGUCUGUUUCAUACUCGUUGGGAGACAUUUAUGUCCUGAGUUAUUGUGUUGUAAUCUUUAAGCGGCUGACGUUAAUCAUUUCUCCUGAGAAUCAAUUAAUGAUUAGAAUCAUUCGAACAUGACGGUAUAUCAGUCUGUAACAAAAAAUGUGUAUUCGUUUCUUCAUUGUUAUUCAUUGAAUUUUUCGCUGUGAAUAAUUUCUUAGGAUACUUUCUCAAGACACCCGAGUCUCCUGUUACGGAUAGGGAGUUGCAAGGAAUUGCCAUGAGUUGCAACCCGUCUCUGUGUAUUAAAGUUUCACUCGAAUCACCCAGCGACCGUUGUUACGUGUACGUCUAACUCAAUAACAACGCGUAAUCCGAUUGUUGCAUAAGAUUGAACGGCUCCUCAGUGGUCUUUCUAAUCAGAAAAAUACAAAAUAACGUCCAGGCAUCUUAUUAAAAAAAAAGAUUUAUAGAUAUAUUUUAAAAAAGUGGCACGAUAUUUCAAAGUAUCAUAAGAUCAAAAGUGGUUGCGCAGAGUAAAAGCGCAAAGCUUCUAUAAAUAUGUGAAAGACUAUAAUUACAUUUCCCCAGUGAAAUUAAAUAUUCAUAUAAAACCUAUCCCUGUCCUUCAAGUAAAUAUCGGAUGGCCCAGUUGCAAAGAUUAAGAGAUUUGAAAAGUUAUGAAAAUAAAUUGAUGCCUUAUAAUUGUA
This is a messenger RNA of Cephus cinctus (wheat stem sawfly), 5219 nucleotides long. RefSeq names its product bumetanide-sensitive sodium-(potassium)-chloride cotransporter (gene Ncc69). The record is from RefSeq and is a predicted model, not a curated record. Gene Ontology annotation, biological process: chloride ion homeostasis; potassium ion homeostasis; cell volume homeostasis. The transcript has 16 exons. NCBI's taxonomy places the organism in Eukaryota, Metazoa, Arthropoda, Insecta, Hymenoptera, Cephidae. Gene Ontology annotation, cellular component: membrane. Bases 544 to 3714 code for a protein of 1056 amino acids. Gene Ontology annotation, molecular function: sodium:potassium:chloride symporter activity.